UACAAACACAUUCCCAGUACACAGGACGACCACGAUCCUUCCCCUGUCUGCCAAAGCGCUCAAACUAAAAUCCCUCCUGCAGGUUAAACGCGCGUCCUCAGAGUAUGGGACAGAAGCCCGUUAGCAACCAGGAAAUUAGCGGAACCUUGAGGCUGAACGAUAGAAGCCAAUACGGUUGCUUUGAGAAAAGAACACUUCCGGCUGGCGAGGCUGUGACCCCAAUUUGUGGUUAAGUCGACCCCAGCUCUCGUGUUCCGAUUUGCCACGUUAACUCUGGAAGGCGGGCUUCCGUCCGGGUCACGCUUUUCCAUUGGCUACUGGCAGGGCGGCGGUUUGGAGUGAGGGUAGCACGUUGAACUGAAAGCUUUGCUGUCCAGCGCAAGGCCUGCAGCCAAACCCGGUGUCCGUUGGGAAUCCGGGGCCUGGCCAGGUGUGGGUCUUUAGGGGAUGGAUCGCGUGUGGAGUGCGUGGUGCGGGAAGUGCGUCAAAGAGAAAGGGUCGUCACCACUUUGGGCCCAGCGCAUCGUGGUCGCCUGGCUCAGUAGGGCCGAAUGGGAUCAGGUGAUGGUGUAUCUGUUCUGUGACGACCAUAAAUUGCAGCGGUACGCCCUGAACCGCAUCACUGUGUGGAGAAGUAGGUUAGGCAACGAGCUCCCCCUGGCAGUGGCUUCUACUGCUGACCUGGUACGCUGUAAACUCAUGGAUGUAACUGGUGGCUUGGGCACUGAUGAACUUAGACUGCUCUAUGGCAUGGCGUUGGUCAGGUUUGUGAAUCUCAUCUCUGAGAGGAAGACAAAGUUUGUCAAGCUCCCUCUCAAGUUCCUGGCUCAGGAGGUUAACAUUCCAGAUUGGAUUGUUGAACUUCGACAUGAGUUGACUCACAAGAAAAUGCCCCAUAUAAAUGACUGCCGCAGAGGCUGUUGUUUUGUUCUGAAUUGGCUCCAGAAGACGUACUGGUGCCGCCAACUGGAGAAUAGCCUGAGAGAAACCUGGGAGUUGGAGGAGGAUAGGGAAGAGACAGAUGAAGAAGACCAAGAGGAAGAUAAAAACAUUGUUGUUGAUGACAUCACAGAACAGAGAACAGAGCCUAAAGAUAAGGGGAAAGGUGCAGAACUGGAUGUCAGAGUUGGAGACAGUGAAAGCAACAAAGAGGUUGAUUCACAUUGGGAAAAGGCUUUGAGACAUAAAGAGCUAUAUGAAAGAGCUCGAGAACUGCUGGUAUUAUAUGAAGAGGAGCAGUUUAAGGUGCUAGAGAAAUUUAGGCAUUUACCUCAGGCUGUUAAGGCAUGGAACAACCUGUCUCCACCUGUAGAAUGCAUCCUGGCAGAGCUCAAGGGUAUUACAUGUGAGAACAGGGAAGCUGUGUUGGAUGCUUUUCUGGAUGAUGGCUUUCUUAUCCCCACAUUUGAGCAGUUGGCAGCUUUGCAGAUAGACUAUGAAGAUGGGCAGACUGAGGUCCAGAGAGGGGAAGGUACUGACCCAAAGUUACACAAAAACAUGGACUUGAGUGACAUCCUGGUGCCAAAGCCAUUUUCCCAAUUCUGGCAGCCCCUGCUCAGGGGCCUGCAUUCUCAGACCUUCACACAGGCCCUGCUAGAGAGGAUGUUCUCCGAGCUGCCAGCCUUGGGGGACAGCGGGAUACGGCCCACCUACAUCCUCAGAUGGACCAUUGAACUGAUUGUGGCUAACACCAAGACUGGACGGAAUGCCCGCCGAUUUUCUGCAAGCCAGUGGGAAGCAAGAAGGAGCUGGAGGCUAUUCAACUGCUCUGCCUCCCUUGACUGGCUCCGGGUGGUUGAGUCCUGUUUGGGCUCACCAUGCUGGGCUAGCUCCCAACUCCUUCAGCUUGUCUUCAAAGCCAUGGGACAGGUGCUGCCAGAUGAGGAGCAGGAGAAGUUGCUGCGCAUCUGUUCCAUUUAUACCCAGAGUGGAGAAAACAGCCUAGUACAGGAGAGCUCAGAGGCCUCCCCCAUUGGGAAGUCUCCAUAUACAGUGGACAGCCUGUAUUGGAGCUUCAAACCAGAUGGUUCCAGCUUUGGACCUGAAGGAGAACCCCAGCAGCAGGAGAAGCAGGGCAGCCUUAAUGAUCUCCAGAAAAAUGAAAAGGAGGAGAAAGAGGUAUUGGCAAAUCAGGUGGAGGAGGAGGAAGAGGAAAAUGAUGACCAGAAGUGGGAGGAGGAGGAGGAGGAUGAAAAUGAUGAUGAUGAUGAUGAAGAUGAAGAGGAGGAGGAGGAAGAUAGAAUGGAGGUGGGGCUUUUUUCUACUGCGGAGGAGUCUCCCACUGCUGAGAAUGCCAGGCUCCUGGCCCAGAAAAGAGGAGCUCUACAGGGCUCUGCAUGGCAAAUUAGCUCUGAAGAUGUACGAUGGGAUACGUUUCCCAUAGGCCUAAUGCCAGGUCAGACUGAGGACCCAGCGGAGCUUAUGCUGGAGAAUUAUGACACCAUGUAUCUUUUCGACCAGCCUGUGCUAGAGCAGCGGCUGGAACCCCCAACAUGCAAGACUGGCACCCUUGGCUUAAGCUGUGGCGUGGGAAGUGACAACUGCAGCAACAGUAGCAACAGCAGCAACAACUUGGAGGGCCUCCUCUGGAGCCAGGGCCAGCUGCAUGGACUCAAAAAUGGCCUACAGCUCUUCUGAUACCCAUUCUGGUACAAAGUGUUUAUUCAGCCCUGCUGAGGCAACAACCCACUCCCUGGCCCUCUUGUCCCCUUGCUCCUCCCCCAGUGCACUUGAUGCUCCAUGAAACAACCUGAGAGAGAGUCCACAUCAGCCGUAUCAGCUCAGCUUUCCAUCAGAGUGGAAUUUUGACUGUUUUGGGUUUUUUAAAAUUUUGUUUUGAAAAACAAUAAACAAUAAACACUUA
Molecule: messenger RNA, 2863 nt
Organism: Hyaena hyaena (striped hyena)
Lineage: Eukaryota; Metazoa; Chordata; Mammalia; Carnivora; Hyaenidae
Gene: LAS1L
Product: LAS1 like ribosome biogenesis factor
Exons: 14
Coding region: 448-2637 (729 amino acids)
Biological process (GO): maturation of LSU-rRNA; maturation of 5.8S rRNA
Cellular component (GO): Las1 complex; preribosome, large subunit precursor
Molecular function (GO): endonuclease activity
Source: RefSeq, a predicted model, not a curated record